GAGACAAAGAGAGAACAGUGAGAGAGAGUGAGAGAAAAUGGAAUUUCUCUAUUUCACAUGUCCUCACUUUCUUCAUUACAGAUUAAUAAACCUAUUGAUGGAUUUGGAAUAACUCCUUUAAUGUUGGCCUCUCAAGUGGGCGCCGAUAGAAGAAUCAUCGACAUUUUGAUAAAAGCUGGUGCGAAGUUAGAAGCGAAAGACAGAUGGGGUCAGACAGCUUUGCAUUGGGCUGUGUUUGGGAAUCACCUUCAAGCAGUGGAGAUAUUAUUAUCUCGGGGAAGUGAGGUUAAUCCUCGAAAUGAAUAUGGUCAAACACUGCUGCACUGGGCCUGUUAUUGGGGAUCCUUGCACACUGUCGAGCUGUUGUUGGGUCACAAUGGCAUCGAUGCCAAUGUGGUUGCCAACAAUGGAGACACACCACUGCAUGAGGCAGUUCGGGGUUGCAAGUAUGAAGUGGUGUCUGUGAUGCUGUCCAAGGGUUCACUUCAGUUGGACAUUAAGAACAAAAUGGAAAGGACACCAUUGCUUGAAGCCGUUUCCCAGGGUCACCUCGGAAUGACACACCUGUUAAUAGCCCUGGGUGCAAAUGUAAAUGCUGUUGAUGGUGAAGGUAACAGUUGUUUGCACCUAGCCAUGGCAACAAAACAUUUUAAUUCCAAGGGUGCACCCUUGGAUUUACUAAACGAAUGCUGUACUGCCCUUAACCUGAAAAAGAAGGAAAUACUCUCUGGUAUAGUGGUUGCGAGAUAUCUCGCCAGCCAGGGAGCGGACUUUCACCAUAAAAACAACAACAAUAACACACCAUUGGACCUCAUUAAGGACCCAAAUUUGAGAAGAAAAUUAGAAGCAUUUUUACCACCACAAUGUUUGUUGUGCAGAAAUAAAGAGGCCACAACAAAAGUUCAUCCCUGUGAACACCUUCUGACAUGUGAAGAAUGUUCAAACGUUCCACUUAAACGAUGCCUGAGGUGUUUGAAACCUGUAACAAGCAGAGGUCGAGUUGGGGCUCCAAAGUUUGAAGACAGGUGUGUACAAACAGAGGCUACAUGUCAGGAAUUAGGGGCUGCAUCUCAGGCAAUUGGGGCUCCAAAGUUUGAGGACAGGUGUGUACAAACAGAGGCUACAUGUCAGGAAUUAGGGGCUGCAUCUCAGGCAAUUGGGGCUCCAAAGUGUGAGGACAGGUGUGUACAAACAGAGGCUACAUGUCAGGAAUUAGGGGCUGCAUCUCAGGCAAUAGGGGCUCCAAAGUUUGAAGACAGGUGUGUACAAACAGAGGCUACAU
Messenger RNA from Octopus sinensis (East Asian common octopus), 1282 nucleotides. RefSeq names its product putative ankyrin repeat protein RF_0381. Gene Ontology annotation, molecular function: protein binding. Gene Ontology annotation, cellular component: nucleus; cytoplasm. The transcript is spliced from 11 exons. The annotation marks the transcript as partial. NCBI's taxonomy places the organism in Eukaryota, Metazoa, Mollusca, Cephalopoda, Octopoda, Octopodidae. The record is from RefSeq and is a predicted model, not a curated record.